Molecule: messenger RNA, 2577 nt
Organism: Naegleria lovaniensis
Lineage: Eukaryota; Heterolobosea; Eutetramitea; Acrasida; Naegleriidae
Exons: 1
Coding region: 1-2577 (858 amino acids)
Molecular function (GO): protein binding
Source: RefSeq, a predicted model, not a curated record
AUGGAUGAAAAUUUUAAUACGGACUUGUUGAAUCACAACACACAAGAAGAACAAUCCACUUUUACUUUGGACCUUUCUCAUGUAACGAAAAAGAAAAAAUUAAAGCGAGUGAAAUUAGAGGAGGAGGAAGAUUCUUCUGUGGAAAUUCAAUCAAUACACGACAUGGAUGCCAAAUGGGUAAAAUUAGAAGUUCCACAAACUCAACUCAUACCGACAAUGUUUCUUCCUCGCUUGAAAAAUUUGACAAAUCUUUUCUCUCCUAUUUUCAAGUAUUUAGACAAGGGAUUAUUUCACAAAGCUCUAUUUAAACUCGAGCACUACAAGUCUAUCAUUGUACAAGGAGUUGUCGUUGACACUCACCAAUUAACACCACAAGAAGCACAAGCGCUCACAAUGGAAUUAGAAAAAUAUACAUCACUUGCUGUUGGACAAGUUUGUGACACACUCCUGGAUCGAUUCGAACAAACACAGGAAUAUCUAAAAAUUCAAAAAGUUUUGAGCUUUCUAAGAGAUUUUACAAAUCAUGUAAAUUGUGCCAAUAAUUGGAAUUUUAGGUCGUUGUGUGAUCCUAUCAUUCAACGAUCCAUUUCCAUACUGAUACGCUCAUCAAUCGAGUCAAUGAAGAGCCUAUAUUCAGACCAUCUGUUUGAGGCUGUUAAAAUAGAUGUCAUGACUGACAUUUCUCCCUCGCUCAUGAUGCUCUUGGAAAUUUUCCAAAAAGAAGAAUUUUCUCAAAACUCGUAUAUCAAGCAAUGCAUUUCAUUUAUAUUGGGACUGAAUAACAAUGAUUACUUUAUCAUGGAUAUUUAUACUUUAGAUAUUAUUCUAGAAUUGCUGAUUGAAGGCAAGAAAUUUGAUGUUGCUUUCAAGAUCUCCCAAAAAGAAAGCGAUCGACUAAUUGUACCAUUUAUCAACUUGUUAUCAAACAAAAAUUCAGCCCUCGAUCAACAAUCAUCGCUAGAAUUUACGUAUCAUAACAUUCCUCGUAUUUAUGGAUUAAUUGAAAAAGUAAUGACAAUUUUUGGAGAAGUGGGAAAAUAUGAUCAAUUAUUGAAUCUGUACAAGGUGCUCAGACGUCCCUCACAACAUUGUUUCAAUAUUGUCAUUCAAUAUCUUGCACAAUCUCGAGUCGAACAGCAUUAUGUGGCUUUGAUGGACAUCAUUCGUGAUACGGUGAAAAACAGAUCUCGCUAUGUACACAUCAUUACUCCUAUCAACAUCAAGAGCAUGUUCAGAUCCAACUCUAUUGUCACGCAAUAUCUCACUCCAGCAGAUAUUGGUACCUUGAGGACUCUAAUAUUUGACAGCUUGAAUAUGAAACCUAGUCCUCGAAUUCUUAAUUUAUUUUUGAAUUUAUACCUCAAACAUGGAAUGGAAAAGGAAGCGUUUGACAUUCUUGAGCAAUUUUACAUCAAUGGAGUGGAUACAAAUGUGUCUACCUUGACCAUCAUACUAACAUACCUGUGUGGCAAGAAACAAUAUAUCGAUGCCAUCAAAAUUAGUGACAAGUGUAUCACAGAACCUAUUGUAUUUGACAUUCCAUUUCUAAACAUGUUGUGGAAAAUUUAUUAUGAAUAUAUUUGGAAGCAUUUACUUGUCGUAAACAAAACGACAAGAAAUGGUUUGUCAAUUCAAGACACAAAUAUUCAAUUAUUAGAGUAUAUUCGUGAUUUUGAACGCAAGAAUUUUUACACCAUUCUUACUUGGAGAAAGCACAUAAAGGAAAACCCUCUAUACUUUGACGAGAUAACUAGUAUUGAAAAACCACCCAACGACCAACAACACGAUGAGAUCAAGUAUCAUCAAUUACAAAUAUUUGAAUAUUUACUCAUUCAAAUGGAGAGAGGUUUUGACAAGUACAUUCUUACCAGCUACAAUUAUUUAUACGAUUCCAAUAACACGAACAACCAUACUUAUGGCUCAUCUUCCGUAUAUCCACCACUAUCCAUCUCUUCAAAAGACAAAGUCUAUUCAAGUAACAAACAUUUAAACUUUUUGCGAGAAGGAAAAAAAGAAAUGGAUGAAAAAACCUAUUUGGAAGUGAAUGCUCAUUCCAAUAUUCCUCAUUUUCUUCGUAACAAACAAUCAAAAAUGAUUGCCUCUGAUGUAUGCACCGUGGAUUUGAAACUACUUCUUCAAUGCUAUUGCGUGAGACCAAGAUUGAGACAAAUUGAUGAUUAUUUGAAAUUUGUUUGUGGAGCCUACAAUGCCACAAGUCCUGUUCGAAAAUUUCACUAUUUCACAGUCAUUUGUUCAUUAGUAGAGGUUGGAAAUAUCGAAUACGUGAAACAAUAUAUUCAAGCACAAUUUGAAAAUUGUGAAAUGUCCAACGAAGAAAGAAUCAAAAACAUGUAUUCCAUUUUAAAGAUCAUUCGAUCAAGGUUGACACCUUCUCUUCGAUACAAGUAUUGCACAGAAUGGAAACAAAAAACAUUGGACGAAGUGUAUCGAAUGAGAGAUUUAUUGUCGAUUGCAGAAUGGAAUCAAGUACGCCAACGAUUUUCGAAUUUUGAAACUGUUGCCCCAAUAAGCAAUAUCGAUGAAUUAUUGACAUGGGUCUCUACAAGUAUUUUAUAA